Paramecium sonneborni is the source of this 597-nucleotide messenger RNA. The record is from the annotation of a GenBank genome assembly. Lineage: Eukaryota; Ciliophora; Oligohymenophorea; Peniculida; Parameciidae.
AUGAAUUGGGUCAAGAGAAUGAAAAGUUAAAAAAUAUCAUAAUAGGAUUAAAGAACAAAAUGUCUGAUUUAGAAUAGAAAAUAAAUGGAAAUGAGAAUCCUUAAAUCGAAAAAGAAGAUUAAUGAAGUUUUUAAAUUGAAAAACCGGAAUAAGAGAUGAGUGAAGAAAGAGAAAUCUUUUCAUUUUGCUUUGAUGUUAUAAUAAGAAGAGGAGAUGGAAUUUUAAAAUCGUUUAAUGUAAAAAUAUAUAAAUAAUCUAUAGUAUAAAAUAUUGUAGACUGGGAUAAAUUGAGUUAAAAAAUGGGUUAUGUAAGUAAGGUUUUUGUUGAAAGUUAAAUAUAAUAAUUACUUAAGGAAUGUGUUACUUAAAAUUAAACAUAUGAUUUGUAUUGAAAUAAUAAUUUAAUAUAUUAAAGAUUGAUUAGUUAAUAAUUUAUUUGUAGUUGCACAAUCUGUCUAGAAGAAAGCGGUAAUCCUGUUGAGAUUCAAUUAGAAUGUGGAUAUGUAUUUCAUAAAGAAUGCAUUUAAGAAAGGUUAUCAAAAAAGCAUUGUCCAGUUUGCAAGAGAGAUAUUAGAUUAGAAAGAUAAAGUGUAAUGA